AUGAAAUUGAACAUACUCACAAAACUGUCCAUAUGGGUAUUAAUAUACCAAGUAUUUGUAUCGUGCCAGAAUUUUUAUGAUUCUGAUCCACACAUUAUUGAAGCAAAUGAAAGGAAUUUCGAUAAGAUAGUUCAUUCUACUAAUCAAACAUCGUUAGUUGAGUUUUAUGCACCAUGGUGUGGUUAUUGUAAACAAUUAAAACCUGUGAUGAAUCGUGUUGGUAAGAAGCUGGAUGGUAUUGCACAAGUGGUGACUGUUAAUUGUGAUCUUGAACAAAAUAAAGGUCUAUGUUCGAAGCAUGGUGUAGAAGGGUUCCCAACACUGAUGGUAUUUAGACCUCCCAAAGUAUACAGAAAGGGACAAAAACAUGCAAAUGAAAAAUACCAAGGUGAAAGGACAAUGAAACCAAUAGUUGAAUUUGUUAAAUCAAGAGUGAAAAAUUCUGUGAAGAAAUUACGUAGUAUUAAUACUAUCCAAAAUAUGUUAAUUAAACAUCACGAUACAAUUUUGAAUAAUUUCACAGUAGUAUUAUUUUCCAAGGUAGAUAUUAUUCCACCUAUCUUUAAAAGUAUAGGGAUUGACUGGUUAAACCAAGUCGAAUUUUUCAUGAUGCAUAAUAAGAAAAUAGAACAAAUAAAUGAGGAGGAUAAGACUUGGAGUAAAUUUGCCUCAUUAUAUCCAACAAUGUCUAAAUCUUUGAAUGAACUCUUGCAAAAACAAAUCCAUAAUAUGGAUUUUAACCGAUUACUAUUAUUGGAUAAAGUCAAUGAUGAAUUACAUAUCUACGAUGGGAAUCAAAUUACUAAGAUGGACGUUACCAAAUUUAUUAAUGGGAUAACCCAUUUGACUCCACAAGAGGGCCCAAUGAGUAAACGUCAAAUGUAUGUCGAUAGUAUGAAAUCAGGAAAGAAAAACAAGAAAAUUCGUAAACAGGGUAGAAAGGGAAAUGUGAAGGACGAAUUGUAA
Maudiozyma barnettii is the source of this 966-nucleotide messenger RNA. It is a transcript of the gene MPD1, whose product is annotated as protein disulfide isomerase MPD1. NCBI's taxonomy places the organism in Eukaryota, Fungi, Ascomycota, Saccharomycetes, Saccharomycetales, Saccharomycetaceae. Bases 1 to 966 code for a protein of 321 amino acids. The record is from RefSeq and is a predicted model, not a curated record. Gene Ontology annotation, biological process: response to endoplasmic reticulum stress. The transcript has a single exon. Gene Ontology annotation, cellular component: endoplasmic reticulum lumen. Gene Ontology annotation, molecular function: protein-disulfide reductase activity; protein disulfide isomerase activity.